This is a messenger RNA of Anopheles funestus (African malaria mosquito), 4787 nucleotides long. RefSeq names its product galactosylgalactosylxylosylprotein 3-beta-glucuronosyltransferase S. Gene Ontology annotation, cellular component: Golgi membrane. The transcript has 6 exons. Gene Ontology annotation, molecular function: galactosylgalactosylxylosylprotein 3-beta-glucuronosyltransferase activity. Lineage: Eukaryota; Metazoa; Arthropoda; Insecta; Diptera; Culicidae. The coding region runs from base 1308 to 2540 and encodes 410 amino acids. Gene Ontology annotation, biological process: chondroitin sulfate proteoglycan biosynthetic process; carbohydrate metabolic process. The record is from RefSeq and is a predicted model, not a curated record.
ACAGUUUGCACUAACACAAUCACACACGGAAACUGUCAACUUCCUGCUAUUCCAUAAACAUGUCGAUUACGCAUGUUUUAAAAAGGUUUUCCAACCAAUUUUCGUAUUAUAGCACAGAAAAAUCCAGUUGGUUUCUCUUCCAACCUUGAUCAUGUAUCAAAGUGUAUAGAUUUAAUCAAUAGAAUUAUUGCAUGUAAAUCGGUUUGAGAUGCACGGUUUAAAGGUGUAGCAGUGUGCGUGCCAGAGUUAUCUAAAAUAGCAAGCUCGAUACUUGGCUACCUCUUCUUCCUACCGCGCCGACGAACAAGAGCAGUGUGCGAAAAUAUACACAAAAAGCAUAAAGGAGGCACAUACGAAACCAGUACCAAGAAAACAGUGGGGUGUGCGGUUGUUGCGCGUUGUGCUCUUGAUUCGGGCGCCCCCGUACGUGGUGUGUACACACUUAGCGUUCAACCAAAAAAAAAAUAGUUUGGGAAAUGGAAAGUUGUCUCAAGUAACUUAUUUUCUACACGUCUGUGCGCAAAACUUCCUCACCGAUCGCCAAGAGUUCUGGGCCCUGUGUCAGUCAUCGAUUUCGCUUCUAUUGGUUCGAAAGUGGAAAAAAAGUGAAAACACACCUACAUCUAUUGCGCUCUAUUAGUUUACCACAGAGCACAAUAGCAAAACAUCCUCCUGUAUUAUACAACAAGAAAAUAGUGAAAGUGAAACAGAAAAUGGUAACAGGUUUGAGAGUGGUAGAGUUGUGGUUAUGUUGCUUGCCUAGUGACUAAAGUGUGCGAAAAUAUAUUUGCCAACUUCCCACACGCAUUGCGUUACAGAAGCUGGCAUAUUAAUUGUGCGAGAAUGUAUCUGACAACCCUGUUGACCCAUCAAAGCAGGCGCUAAACAAACAGAAAUCAACGAGCCAAACUAAAUUGGUCACCAACUCCUUGCCAGAACAACGGUAGAAGACGACUUGUUGGUGGUCUGUAAAAGAAAAGCAUCCUCUAGUGAAAAUGAUAUUAUUUCGACGAAUUAAUACUUCUCACAGCACUUAAACGAGCUCGUGUCGUCAGAGAGAUAAAAGAGGUGAAGAGUUUUGAUUGAUUAAAGAUAUUUUUAUCAACCAAUUUGAAGCUUGAUCAACCAAUUAACGUGAAGAAACCGAAGGACAGCAAAUCUGGGUCGUCUCUUCGCUAAAUACGGUUCAGGAGAUCCGGUGCAAUCGCGUUAUCCAUUAAUUCCGCCACCGGUGAAGUAGUGUCAAGUAUACCGGCAUCGAAAACUAAGCUGAGCUGAAAAUAACGCAAAACCGUACCCAGACAAAAAUGGCAGUGGCUAGAACUUCUUCCGUCCUUCGACAGAAAAAAAUUCUCAAAAUCGUUGUUCCCUUCUUCCUGCUUCUCGUUGUUGUGUUUGUCGUAUACAACAAAGACAAAAAACACGAAAGCGAAGAAACGAAUGUCCUUACACGGUUAGAUCUGCCAUGGAGAAGCAAAAAAGGGUUCCCCCGCAAAGAAGAUUACGAGAAAGAAUAUCCUCUGCUGCUAGAGAAUGAGCAGUUGGUAAUUUGCUACGAAAGUAACACAGACCACCGGAAGCCAUUGUACGCUACAACCAGACUGUAUGAGACAACGGAUGAACCCAGCACCACACAGCGGAAUCAUCAGCAGCAGCAACAAUUCCAACAGCAGCAGUCACAAUCGAAUGGCACCGAACCGGUAAUAUUUUUUGUAACACCGACCUACCCCAGGCGUGAGCAGAUCGCGGAAAUCAUUCGGCUCGGUCAAACGCUGAUGCACGUGCCCCGUUUGCACUGGAUCGUGGCCGACGACACGAGUAGUUGCAGCGCUACGCUAAACAGUCACAUUAGGAAGUUUGGUAUACCCUACACCCAGCUCGCUAGCCCAAUGCCAGAGAUGUACCGUGCUCGAAAGAAUGCACCCCGCGGUGUCGCCAAUCGACGUGCGGCACUGAACUGGAUACGGCAAAAUCAGAAGAAAACGGGCGUCCUGUACUUUGGCGAUGACGACAACACAUUCGAUCUGAAGCUGUUUAGCGAGAUUCGAUACACGAAGAAAGUUUCCAUGUUUCCGGUGGGACUGAUCGGAGACUACGCCAUCAGUACGCCCAUCGUGCGAAACGGACGCGUGGAAGGUUUCUUCGAUUCGUGGCCGGCCAAGCGCAAGUGGCCAGUUGAUAUGGCCGGUUUCGCGGUCAGCCUCGAGUAUCUGGCACUCAGCCCUAACGCAACGAUGCCGUUCAAGGCCGGCUACGAAGAGGACGAGUUCCUGAAGAGCAUCGGGCUGAAGCUGGAAGACAUUGAGCCGAAGGCGCGAAACUGCACGGAAAUUCUCGUAUGGCACACGCAAACGAAGAGCAGCAAAUCGCCAACCGUACGAAUCUCAAUGGACCGGCAGAAGUUAGAUAAGCUGAAUCUUGGCACACUGUUAAGCAGGCUGGAAAGCAUGGGAGUGAAUCAUAUCAGCGAAUCGGAAGGAACCACAGCUCAGGCCAUUGUGAAUGGCAGUGUCAAACCUUUGUCGUUCUGGUUUAGCUAAUAAGUGAAAUGCAUUCAAUGGCGAAUGGAGACUUCUUCUUCUUCUUGGAUUAACGACUUUACAGGUCAUGCCGGCCCAUCUCUGGCUUACUAAACUUAUUUUACCACGUAGCUGGAUAGUCAGUCCUUGCUACGGGGGGGGAGGUCUGGAUGGGAUUUGAUACUCGGUGGUGCUAUGUGAAACCGGCACCGUUUAACACAUAUACCACCAGGCGCCAGGCGCGAUAGGGGGUUAAGUCACUAUUUUAUAUAACACUUUCACUCACAACAAUAUGAAAUUGCGUCUGCGACAUCUCCACUAUUUCAUUAGGUUGUAAAAAUGUUUAUUUAAAAAAUGCUAUGCAAUCGACUCCUGUGCAUAAACGCAGCCCUAGUAAGUAAUCGCAAAGUAUGUGCGUUUUUAUCGAGUACCGAUUCCCCUAACUCACCGAGUACCGAAUGAUUAGCUUUUGACGGCAAUUGGCUCAAGGUUGGGUUUUUAUGGAUCUUUUAAAUGCCUUUAAAUUGAGGGACAAGUUACUUUGAGGAACUCUUUAGUCGGUUUCUAGCUUUUAAAGCCUGUAAUUAAGUCACGCCAAAUAUCACGCGAACAACAGACGUUGAACUUACAGCGCACAACAACCGAAACGAUCACAUCGUAACAAAAAACAGCAAAGAAGUAAAAUUCGAUCGCAAAGCGAAACAACAAACCGUAAAUGAACAAUAACACAUUUUCAACUGUAAAAUGUAGGCAGUUGAAGGAGGGUCAACUAUAGCUGUGACGAUACAGGUACAGCCACCGAACUAAGGUUGUUAUAAUUUAUCUUUAACCAUAUACGUACACAGUUGGCUUUUUGGUUUUGAUCAUAUAGACCGUUUCCUUGCACUACAAGGGUUUACUAUUGCAAAGACACAUUAUAAAAAUAUUUGUUUGUUUUGUUAUGGGUAAAGAAACCUCAGAGUGGUACUCCGUUCAUCCGCGCACAAAAUGGUUGUAAAAGUCACUGCAAAUACUGUACACGGUGCGUAGAAGUAUUUGCAUUGUUUCAAAACUACUUAAAGUGUGAAAUUUAACGAUACAAAAACCCACGGGUUUGUGUGAAUUACAAUUUGAUAUUUUGUGUAUGAAGCAUACAAAAACAGUUUUUAGUUAGGUUGUGUAGGUAGUAAUGUUGGAAAAAAAAUUUAAAUCCUUUGUGUGUUUUUCAUGCUUAAAUAGAAUCGUUCCCCUAUGAACUUCAUUCGUACAAAAAUGUGAAGAAAAUCAUAGCAGUACCACCCAUAGCAGCUCUGUGCCGGAUACAUUCCUUUAUUAGGAGUUUAUUGUAAACACAAAUCCUUGUAAUUAGCAUACACUCAGUAAACCUAGUCCAUCGGUAGCACAAUAGGAAAGAACCAAACUAAUUGUAAAUGGCGAUAGGUAUAGAUUGUUCAGUUUAGCCUAGAUUCCUUGUGAUAUUAGUUAAGCUUUAAUGAGUUCCACAGAAUAUGUUUGGCGGUUGAUUUUAGAUUCCUGAUAGUGUAUCGGUAAAAAGACACAUUAUGUAGUAAGAUAAAUACUUCGGGAAUGGUGAAGCGAAAUCUGGAAUCUGUAUGGUAAUGUGUGUGCCACUAGCAGGACCGAUAGGAGCAUGAUAAAAACUGGCUUCCCCAGGGGGAGAAUUAAUGGAAUAAUUUCUUCCAAUGUUGAAAACAGUACGAAAGUCGACGACGUUGUUUCUGCGCUUAAAUUAUACGUUAGAAAAGUAUUUUAUAUUGCUCUUGCAUAUGAAUGAAACCGGUGUCAGAUGAUAAAAUGUUUUAAAUGUAUUGCUUCGUCACCAACCUUGCUUUCGAUUCUUACUUUCGUUUUUAUUUGUCUGAAAUUGCAAUUCCUAGAGUGCAAACAACAAUGCUGUAACCGAAAAUUGAAAAUAUUAUGCAUGUACAUAAAUGAUAUUGUUCGUUUACUAUCGAUUCCGAUAGCUUCACCCCACCCUGUUUAACUUCGCUCCUCAUGGUUAAAACUGAUUCCAGUGUAGAUGCAUUUCAAUACCAGUUCUACAAACCGUUCAGCUAUCUGUACUAGUGCACAAAACAAAAGAUCUGUAAUAAUUGAACCACACGUAUCGAUUUGUAAAUGAAAAGAGUUUGAGCAAACAGUUGUAAAGGCAAGUAGUUAGAAGGAAACAGAAUAAUUUUUAUAAUUUUGAUAUUUGAUAUCAUGUGAUGGUGGAAAUUGGACAACAAUAAAAGAUUACUACUGUAAAGGAAAACAUACAAAAUACAA